GGCCGCAGCUACUGGCAACGGCGGUGCUGUGGCUGCUGGCAGUGUGGUAUCAGUAAUGCAGAGUGUGGCAGCUGCAGGAGUUGGAGCUGCUGGCAAGAUCGGUUUGGCUUCAUUUGGCUUCACCACAGGAGCCGGAAUGAAUAUUGCCUAUGAAAAAGCCAAGGCGAUGUUUGGUGGGAAAAAGGACAAGGACACACGAGUUAUAUGUGUAUAAGUAAAUAUGCACACACACACACACACACACACACACACACACACACA
This is a messenger RNA of Penaeus monodon (black tiger shrimp), 261 nucleotides long. Its product is annotated as interferon alpha-inducible protein 27-like protein 2. Lineage: Eukaryota; Metazoa; Arthropoda; Malacostraca; Decapoda; Penaeidae. Gene Ontology annotation, cellular component: membrane. The record is from RefSeq and is a predicted model, not a curated record.